UCUCUCCAGCUGUCCUCUUCCCCACACCACAACUAUGUUCUCACUCUCACUCUCUUCCCUCUCUUUUCUCCUCCCCAUCCUCAUAUACGCCGCCGUCGCCACCGCCUCAACCCAAUUCAUUAAACUCCCAUUACUCCACAAAACUCAACAUCCCAAUCAAAACUCCUUCUCUCGUUCCCACCCCCACCCCCACCCCCACCACCACCGCCACCGCCAAACCCUCAAAUCCCCCGUCAUUUCUGGAGCCUUCGCUGGUUCCGGCCAAUACUUCAUUUCACUCCACAUUGGCUCACCUCCUCAACCCCUCCUCCUCGUAGCCGACACCGGCAGUGACCUCAUUUGGGUCAAGUGCUCUGCCUGUCGCAACUGCUCUCUCCACUCUCCCCGAUCCACUUUUCUCUCUCGUCACUCCUCUUCAUUCUAUCCUCACCAUUGUUUUCAAUCCACCUGCCGCAACCUCGUUCCUCACCCUCACCCCAAUACCUGUAACCAUACCAAACUUCACAGCCCCUGUCGUUACGAGUACUCUUACGCCGAUGGUUCACUUACAUCUGGAUUUUUCUCUCAAGAAAUAAUAACUUUUAACACUACCACUGCUCAACAACUUCAAUUCAAAGAUUUCAACUUCGGAUGCGGUUUUCACAACUCCGGUCCAAGUAUAACGGGCGGAAGCUUCAAUGGAGCUAAUGGUGUAAUGGGCCUCGGUCGGGGGCCCAUUUCGUUUUCUUCUCAACUCGGUCGACGUUUCGGUAACAAGUUUUCUUAUUGUCUAAUGGACUACACUCUUUCUCCACCACCUACAAGUUUUUUAGUGAUCGGCAGUGAACAAAACGAUGUCGUUGGUGUGAAUUCUAAAAUCAACUUCACUCCGUUGCUUAUGAACCCAAUAUCUCCUACAUUUUACUACAUCGGGAUCAAGAGCGUGUAUGUUGACGAUGUCAAGUUACGGAUUAACCCUUCCGUUUGGUCAAUCGACGAGUUAGGUAACGGAGGCACGAUCAUUGACUCGGGGACUACUUUGACGCUCUUAGCAGAGCCAGCAUACCGUGAAAUAUUGACAGCAUUUAAACGGCGAGUGAAGUUACCGAGUCCAGCUGAACCGAUUCUGGGGUUUGAUCUAUGCGUGAAUGUUUCUGGCGGGUUGAGUACAAGUUAUCCUAAACUGAGUUUUGAAUUGGUCGGCGGCUCGGUGUUCAGGCCUCCGCAAGGGAAUUAUUUUAUUGAAACGAGUGACCUAGUGGAGUGUUUAGCGAUGCAACCCAUUAACCAGGAGUCGGGCCCUUCGGUGAUUGGGAAUCUGAUGCAGCAAGGAUUUUUGUUUGAGUUUGAUAGGGACAGAUCGCGGCUGGGUUUUUCACGUCAUGGGUGCGCCAUACCCUAAGUUCAUGACUCAUGACCCAGUCAGUCAAACAAAUCUUGUGGGCUUUUAUUUAUUUUUUAUUUUUUACAAAUAUUAUAUAUAUUAUUAAUUGAUGCCAAAUAUUAAAAAGUAAUGAAUUUUGGGCAUUUUGUGUUGGAUUCGGUGUAUCUGAUUAAUACGGACAACAGGACAAGUGU
Messenger RNA from Pistacia vera, 1557 nucleotides. Its product is annotated as aspartyl protease family protein 2. NCBI's taxonomy places the organism in Eukaryota, Viridiplantae, Streptophyta, Magnoliopsida, Sapindales, Anacardiaceae. The record is from RefSeq and is a predicted model, not a curated record. Gene Ontology annotation, biological process: proteolysis. Gene Ontology annotation, molecular function: aspartic-type endopeptidase activity. The transcript has a single exon. Bases 35 to 1381 code for a protein of 448 amino acids.